Messenger RNA from Cololabis saira (Pacific saury), 7631 nucleotides. Its product is annotated as basic helix-loop-helix domain-containing protein USF3. Gene Ontology annotation, molecular function: protein dimerization activity. The coding region runs from base 180 to 7079 and encodes 2299 amino acids. The record is from RefSeq and is a predicted model, not a curated record. NCBI's taxonomy places the organism in Eukaryota, Metazoa, Chordata, Actinopteri, Beloniformes, Belonidae. The transcript is spliced from 7 exons.
GAUGAGUUGAAAGCUGUGCUAGCUGCCAGUUAGCAUCCAAUGUCUGAGUUGUUAGCGGAGCAAGCACUGCUCAAAAUGCUCUGGCUAGAGGCUGGACCCAGCAGGGGUUUGAGGUCCAUGUGUCGGACGCGUUGAUGAGUUGGCUGGUUCCGUAUCAGACAGGCAACUGUUGAAACAGGAUGCCAGAGAUGACUGAAACACAGACAACUGGUCGUAAGCCCAAAAAGAAGAAAAACAAGGAAACUCACAAUGCAGUUGAGAGACACAGAAAAGAGAAAAUCAAUGCGGGUAUCAACCGUAUUGGCAAUCUUCUGCCGUGUUCUCAGGCAUUUAAACAGAGUAAAAUAAUGAUUUUGGACCAAGCUUUUCGUUACAUCACUGAACUGAAGAAACAAAAUGAUACAUUGCUUCUGGAAGGAGGGGAUCGUGUCCAAGCGGAGGAGAUUCGUCGGCUACGACGUCAGUUGGAGGAACUGAGGAGGGAGAGUGGUAACUACAUCGAGCUGCUCAAAGCUCACGAUAUCAACCUCCUGGAAGACCCUACUAUCCACUGGAAGGGCAAGAGGCGCUGUGCCAAAGUGGCAAAAGUGCCCCCCACUCAUCAGCUCCCAAAGGGUAUUUUUGUCUACUCCAAUGGCAACGUGAUGUGUCCUGCAGGACAACAAACUAGCCCGAGUAAGCAGCCUUCCAAAACAUUAAUUCUUCAUCCAACAGCUGAUGCAAGAUUAAGGGUUGAUGGGGCCUUGGUGCAUGUUAAUGGAUCUUCCUCCACCCCUGCACUUAUCCCUGGGUCAUCUGCCACACCUAAUCAGUCUACAGCGGGUCUUACAAUGAUAGAGCAGUGUGUGGUUGAAACGCCAGCUGCAGCCCCCACUUUGCCACCUUCUGUAUCUUACAUCACUCUCCAGAUACCUGCCGCUACCACAUCUCUGCCCCACCAAGCGCAGCCGGCAGCCUCUGCAGCUACGUCAGCCUCACAGCUUCCCAAUGAAAGCCCAGCUGUGCCUGUAUCCACACACCCUGCAUUUUCCCAAACUGUAACCCGGGCAAUAGCUUCCGAGGCUUGUUCUUGGGUCACACAGGACAACGCCAUUAGAACUGUAAGUUACACUGCUAUACCUAGCUGCCAAGCCCUUCUAAGGGCUGGGGCUGCAGGCAGCACGCAGACUACCUGGACAACAUUGCAGAUGGCAGGAAACACAGUGCAACCACUUUGCCAGAGUCUCCCCACUCCAGAAGUCAGCAGCACCACCCAAGCUGUCCAGCAGGUGACUGUGUGUUCUGUUGGCACCAAACCAUCUGUUCAUCCUAUUCAAAUACAGAUGCAACCACAUGUGCAUGUACAGCCGGCACCCAUUGCAGGUCACAUUCAAGCCCAGCCAGAACCUCAGCCUGUCCUCGCACCCCAACCUCAGUGUGCCGUUCUGCCCCAGUCAGCCAUGGUACCACAACCAGCUGUGGUGGCCCACCCCGCUGUUGUUUCUCAGCCACAACCUACUGUACUUCAACCGGCUUCAUUGAUUCCCCAUCCCCCAACAGCCCUCAUCCCACAGCCUCAGCCAGCUCUGGUGCCACAGCCGCAGGCCACCGUGCUUCCUCUGCUCCCAACCAUGCAGGUGCUGCAGGUCAACCCAGCUGGAGCAACAGCUACAGGUGUAACGGCAUCUCAGAACACAAACAAUCCAAGUGUUGUAAUCCUGCAGGCCAGUGCCUGCCCUGCCCAGCCCGUUGUGAGGGAGGAAAUUAAUAGCCAGACACCGUGUCAACAUAUUGUUAUAAUCCAAGCACCUAAUCAGGCUACAUCUACUCCUCAGAAUCCCCCAAGUGGCAUGGUUCCUGCUGCAGCAUCUGCUGUGUCCACUCAAACUCCCACAACGUGUUCAGUCUCUGCCAGUCCCUUACAGAGUGUUGGAGGAAAGCAGCUAGUGCACAUUCUCCCUCGCCCAGCCCUUCCUCAAGUAAAUCAGUCCCUUCAGGUUACCCAGACAACCUCUUCUCCGCCUGUUCCUGCAACCCCGCAAACUAUCACUUUGAAUGGUCAGGUGUUUGCCCUGCAGCCCAUGACAACUUCGGACAAAUCCAGCUCCCAGAGUGGACAGAGUACUCUCCAGCUGGUGCAGCCCACCACCACGGAGGAACCAACAACUAAUGUGGCCCUCAAUAGUUUAGGCGCCCUUAGCAGUCUCAACCAGAGUAUCUCUCAGGGACUCCCUUUUACCAUUUCCACCCAGAGCAAUUGUCAGCCUCCACCUGCUCCGUUAACAGUGAUACAGCAAAAGCAGCAGCCGCCACCUCCUCUAGCAGCACCGAUUUCUGGAGCCACACUUGCAGUUCCUGCCCAGCAGCUGCAAGUUCCCUGUGUGAACACAGUCACAUCAGGGCUCGUUGUCACUGCCUCUAAGCUGUCAAGAAAAAGGCUCCGCACAGCUUUAAAUACAAAGAGAGCUGCAGCUAAAAGGACUAAAUCUACCAAGAAGAAAGAGGUCAGUCAGGCACAACCUCCUGUUCCUGUCAAGGCAACAGGUGCGGGAGGAGAAACCCAGACGGUUCAGGUUGCAGUCACUCAAGCUUUACAGUCCUCCGCUGUCAAAGUCAAAGAUAUUAACCCUACUUGUACCACAGCCGCCACAACAACGGAUAACAGAGAAACUGUAACCAGUGUUACUUCAGCACAGAGCACACAGCAAACGAGUGAUGCUAGUUCAUCCGGUAAUGUAGCUGUACUUACUCAGUCUCACCCAGAGGUUAAAACCUCCGUCAGUACAUCUCAGAGUGAUUUAAUAUUGAGUCCUACUAACACUAUCUCAACAGCAGUUACGGCUGUUGGUACGGCAUCAGUCAAACCGCCAGGUAGCACGUCUUUGGCUGCUGAGAGCAAACCAGCUGACGUUUCUGCCAACAACUCCACUGUAACCAAAGUCUCAAUUCCAGAGGGUAAGCGGCCAUUUACCAGUAUAGCAAUCAGCACAGUACAGAGUAAGCCAGCUGUCACUACUGCUGUCUCUAGAGAAAACCGAGCGGUUGCUACUUCUGCCGGUGCUGCUGAGUCUCAGUACACCUCUGCAGCAGAUUCCAUUGCAUGUCUAACUCAUGUCUAUAACAGCAGUAUUACACCCACUACAACAGUAUCUUCAACUCAAACCACUCAAACAGUGACGCCGUGUCUUUCCCAAGGAUCUAAAAACCAAAGCCUCUUACCAUGUAGUAAACCUCCGUCCCAGCCAACGACUUCAUCCUCUGUUUCCACAACUGUGGGACUGUCAUCGCCUGCACCGGUGUAUUCUGCCGCCCAGAGCUCUGUCACCACCUCCACGGCAAGUUCAGAGUUAAGGAAAAGGCCCGCUGUUGCACGAGCUUUAACGCAGCAGACUGAGGUGACUGUGCCCAACGCUUCCUCGUGCCAUCCUGCUGAAGUCAAACCCCUUCAGACUAUUAGAAAUGACAGGAAGGAUCAAGAGGAGAGGCCUUCCACAGCGACAAAGAGAGACGGCUUGAUGACAGCCACUUCUAGUGCUCCAGUUAAAAAGUACUUUCCCCAGUCUCAACAGGUAUACACAAACCUGGAUGAACAAGUCAUGGAGCACCCUAUACCGACUAGCAGACAGACGGAUUCCCCCUUGUCCACUGCAGCCGGGGCUGGUAGAGGAUUCUCCGUUGCAUCGAUGCUUCCCCGUGGACACGGCAUCGGUGCGUCAUCUGGCUCCUUUGGAACAUUUACAUUCACGUCCGAGCAGGCGGAGAUGCUGGCGUUGGCCAUGCUGGAACAGGACAGCUCUGGGGGAAAGAGUGGAGGCUGUUCUGGGGACAACACGUCUUCAGCCAACCCCACUACAGCCACAUGGGACUCCCCCAAAACCUCACCAGCAUCAGCCAGUAAAGAAAGGGGCUCAGCUGGGCAGCAGGGUAAAAUUGGUAAACCCAUGGACUCUGGACCGGUUAAACCUGUUGUUGAGGUGCCAAAUGGAAGCAGACAUCCUCAAAAUAUUGUAUUCUCACAAUCUCAGCCUCUUCCUCAGGCUCAGAGCACAUCCCAGAGUGGGACCGUGGCCAGUCUCAGUGUUAAUAAUCUGAUUAGACCCAGCUCCAGCCACCAACCCUACCAUGGCUCCCCUAGUCUCGCUGGUCAGCAGGGCUCAGUUCCCUCUCCUCUGGGAACCGCUGCUCAUAUAUCCCAAUCUUCAAACAAUGCCGCCUCACCCUGCUCAGGUGCUGCCCAGGCAAAUGAAUACACCUCCUUAAAGACUACAUUAAUGAGGGCUCAGUCUGGGGUUGAGCGGCAAGGGAAGAUCAUAUCAAAGCGACUGGCCCCAGAGGAAGUCAUGUUGAACACAGGCAAACGGCCUAAGCCUUGCCCUACACCAAUUAACGCCGUCAGCCAUAUUGACAUGAAAGCCUCGGAUCACAGUCAGAUGAUGGGGCAGCUGCCGUCCACGUCCUCGGUCAGCAUGGCGAGGAUUAAUUCUGAAAGUGGUGCUCCGCUCUUCUCCACAAACGCCUUCACAACUCCAGUAGUUCGGCCCACAGAGGGCCACUGCCCUCCUCAAGGACCUCCGGACCAGAACCAGGCAGGUGUGCUCCAUCUGCCUCAAGGCCAUCCGCAGCACAGCGUAAGUCAGCCUGUUCAGCAUCUGGGAGGAAACAUGUACAUGAAGCAGCAGCAGCAGCAGCAGCAAGAGCAGCAGAGACACCAUCUCUACCAUCUGCAACACCAGCUGACGCAGCCAGACCCUGCACAGCGCCACUCGCUACACCAGAGGGCUCUGCAGCAACAGCAGCAGCAGCAACAGGAGCAGCAGCAGCAUCAUGUCCAGAAGAAGCGGGGAAUUGUCCGAGGUAGUCAAACUGGAUCACCUGCUGGCCUGCAGCAGAAACAGCAUCACCUGGAGAAGUCUGGAGUUCAGCAGCACCCGCAUCAGCAGCAGACUCAGCAUCAGCAACACGCGCAGCAGCAGUCGCAGCAGCAUCCGCAGCAGUCCCAUCAACAAUCACAGCAGCAUCAGCAGCCAACGCAACAUCAACAGUCUCAUUCCCAACAGCACCAACAGCAGGCGCAUCAACAACCCCCCCAGACGCAGCAUCAGCAACACCAACAGCAGCAGCAGUUGCAGCAACAGCAGAGCUCCCACUCCAGACACCAGCAGCACCUGCAGCAGCAGAUCCAGCAGCAGCAGCAGCAGCAGCACUUCAGACACCAGGACAAGAGCUGUGAAGGCCAAGCACCGGGAUCCAGAGCUCACCACAGCAACCAUCUUGUCCAGCAGGACCACCUCAAGGACCAUAAUGCUAUGCAGAGGAUGAUGAGCUCCAGGAGUCUGGAGCAGCAGCUCAUCCCCCCUCCCAGUAACCCAGUGUCUCGUUCAUCCGAGCUUGCCUGUGCCCCGUCUCGGCAGGAACGUCACCGCGUGUCCAACUACUCUGCCGAAGCACUUAUUGGUAAAAGCUCCAGCACCGGUGAGCAGCAGCAGCGCAUGGCUCUCCACCUUCAGCCUGGCCGCGGCUCCACCCAGGAGCAGCCGGACCUCCGCAGCUAUCUGGACACGUCGCGAGGGAAGGCCAGCAUUGCACACAACCCUCAGAACCGCCUUACUUCAGACCACACAGGCUCCACCGAUGUGCAGCGCGUGUCAGAGUGUCCACCCUUCAAGACAAUGGCAGGAGGAGGAGGAACACUUCAGCUCAGUAGUUUUGAGGCCCAGGUGUCUCGUGGGAGCGAUAUGGCCCCCAAGUCGGUGCCUGCUUCUCAAAGGGGCCCUCAGGGGCAGCAGCAGGGAGGCUUCAGGAUGGCUGUCGGUCCCGCAGCAGAUGGCAGAAAUCGUGGCGGCUACAACGGAGCUCAUCCCGGCCCACAGGGAGUACAAGUGGGGCCGGCCCUUCCUCGGGAGCAAGACGGCUGUCACCAAAGUUUCAUGCAGAGCCUCUUGUCGCCGCACAUUUCUGAGCAGAACAGCCACCAGAGAUCCGUGCAGUGCUGUCCCCCGGUCAGCAUGGACUACAGCUGUGUGCCUGGAAGCUCUUCAGGAGACAUCCAGGCCAAGGCGUCCAGUCCUAGCGUGCCCCCGUCUCAGAAGGCCCCGGUUAUGCGACUUGCAGAAGGACACAAGGGCCACAUUCCUCAGGUCAGUAGUAAUUUGCACACUGGCCCAGGCGUGCGGGCGGGUCUCUCUCACCCCCCGACCCCUCACAGCAGCUCUGAGCCGGGCCGCUCCUCAGCCUCCAGAACACUCACUGCUGUUAGUCAGCACUCCCGUCAUAUUGGGCGGGAUACCCAGCCCACCAAACUGAGACCCGGUGACCGGUCUCGAUCCGGUUCUGUGAGGACAACCAACCCCUUCGAGCCCGACGGCCACCUGCCUCUGCCCUCCGGAGGAGGAGUCCUGUUGGGCCGGCCGCAAUCCGGAGGAGAGGCGCGACGCAGCACCAUCGUGCGCUUUAUGCCCGAUGGUGCGCAGGUUCCUAGCGACAACAAUCUGGUCGGGGAUCAACACCUGACACAAAACUUUGGUUUUCCUUUUAUUUCCGAGGGGGGGAUGAACCCCCCACCUCCCAUCAAUGCAAACUCUACAUUCAUCCCUCCAGUCAGCCAGCCAAGUGCCUCCCGGACGCCGUCUCUCCUCCCCGUGGAGCCCCAGAACACUUUACCCUCCUUCUAUCCCUCCUAUUCCCCAGCUGCUCACCCCAGCCUCCCCAGCGAUGUCACCCUACAAUACUUCCCCAACCAAAUGUUUACAAGUCCAAGCACUGACAAGGGCAGUGCUGCUCCUCUCAACAACCGCUUCGGCUCCAUCCUCUCCCCGCCUCGCCCCGUAGGGUUUGGACAGGCCAGCUUCCCCUUGCUUCCAGACAUGCCCCCUAUGCCCAUCACCAACUCGUCUGGGAUUACCCCUCAUAUAUCCAACUUCAGCCUCACUUCUCUCUUUCCCGAGAUCGCCUCCGGCAUGCCCCCCGACGGCUCGGCCAUGCCCAUGUCUCCCCUGCUGUCCCUCUCCAACACGUCGUCUGCAGACUCCAGCAAGCAGCCCAAUCGUCCCGCCCACAACAUCAGCCACAUCCUGGGACACGACGGCAGCUCGGCUGUGUGACCGAUCCAAGCCGCAGUCUGAAUGCCGUGUCAUUCUGGAGCAAAGAAUUACAUUUCUGUUUGGAAUACAGUAUGUUGUUUCUUUCAAUGUUAAAUUACUUGAUGAAUGGUGAUUUGUUUUUUUUUUAUUUAUUUCUUUUGUUGUUUGCAAGUUCACACAGUCGGUUCUCUUUGACAUCUAUGAUAUCAUGUAUGUAUGUACAUUUUUCAAAAAAAAUAUUUGAUUUCAAUUAUGGAGACGUGGAAAAGUGAUCCUUAAAAGCUCCUUGUUGAAUUGUUGGUUAAACCAACUGGUGGUGAAACAAAAUGAAGUUGAGGUUGAGAACUUGAAUUCAUUGUAUUUUUGGGUUAUAAAACCUUCUGCACAGUUAUUUACUAAUGUAAUUUACUAACUUAUCAGGUUGCAUUGUACAGAAUCUUUCUUUUCCCCAAGAGCUAUUUUGUAAAUACCAAUGUUUCAUAUCAAAAUUGAUAGAUUAUGUAUGUAUAUGUAAAUACAAAGUUGAUUAAUAAAGUUUAUAAGGAGUUGUUUCUAUUUAGUUUACCUAUUAAA